Messenger RNA from Penicillium cinerascens, 264 nucleotides. RefSeq lists its product as uncharacterized. Lineage: Eukaryota; Fungi; Ascomycota; Eurotiomycetes; Eurotiales; Aspergillaceae. The record is from RefSeq and is a predicted model, not a curated record. The coding region runs from base 1 to 264 and encodes 87 amino acids. The transcript has a single exon.
AUGGUUGUGGCUAUUCUUGUUCUGAUGUUCCGGAAGCUCAAAUCGGCCGCGAUGCCGAUUGCGAUGAACCGUAGGGCAGCCAUCAGCACGACUUGCCAUCCAUCGCCAGACGACAUCGGUGCUCUGGAGAAGCCUGUUAUUAGGGCACAGGCUGACAUGGAAAUGCUAGAGCUUUCUACAUUCCUAGGGCCCGGCUUACCGGAGAUCGACAAAAUGCCGCCGCUGCACUUUCACAUCAAAAGACGUCGUUGGGCCGAGUCCUGA